Molecule: messenger RNA, 2283 nt
Organism: Oikopleura dioica
Lineage: Eukaryota; Metazoa; Chordata; Appendicularia; Copelata; Oikopleuridae
Source: the annotation of a GenBank genome assembly
AUGGCGGAGGCUCACUCUGCCGUUGGAUUCCAAUUUACCGUCACUCCGGAUGGAAUCGACGUCGACUUCAAUCGCAACGCCUUCAAGGCCGUUGUCCAGUCCGGUGGCCGUUCCUGGCGCAAACGUCUGGUUCGAUUUGUCAACCGAUUCGGUUCUGGCGUCUACCCUGCGCGGUUGGAAACCAUUGCCGGCGCAGUAGUGGCGUUUAUCAUCGUCGACAAGACUACGGAUCUUGACCUCGAUCGGGGAGCAAUCAAGGCGAUUGAGAGUGUCCUGCCUUCUGUUUUUAAUAUCGGUGGAAAGUACUUCACAGCUUCGUGUGUUUUUGCUGGUGGAGUUUUUACGAUUCUCAUCUAUGUUGUCAGGUACAUCCUCAAAGGUUGUUUUUCAUACCACGGUUGGAUGUUCGAAGGGCGCGGAAAGAAAUCAAUUACAACAAGAAUCUGGGGCAUCUUGGUCACGAUCUUCAAGGGCCGUAAUCCCCUUCUUUAUUCUUACCAAGGGUCUCUUCCAAAACUCCCUGUUCCAGCAAUCAAGGACACGCUCAACCGAUACCUUCGAUCUGUUCGGCCACUUUUGACCGAUGAAGAAUACGAAGACAUGGCCUUGCUUGCUGAAGAGUUCCAAAUGGAAUCGCCAACCGUCUUCAGCGAUACCUUGUCGCCAAGUCCUGGUGGGCCUCGAAUUAUGUCUCUGAUUGAUGCUAUCAUGGUCAAUUCUAAUUUCUACGCCAUGGAUUUGGCUCUCUGCAGACCAACGGACAGGCAAACCGCACGAGCUGCUACACUCAUCCAAGCUUGUUUCCGAUGGCGCUCACAACUGGAUAAAGAACGAGUCAAGCCUCUGAUGGCCGGAAACAUGGUUCCACUUUGUUCUUACCAGUACGAGCGAACAUUCAACACCACCCGAAUUCCCGGUAUCGACAAGGAUAAAAUUGUGAAGCUCGAGGACUCUCGACACGUAGCUGUUUACCACAAAGGUCGAUGGUUUAAGGUCUAUUGCUACUACGCAGGACGACUUUUGACUACUUCUGAAAUAGAACAUCAGCUUGAUUUGAUUUUGAAGGAUGACACUCCUCCUGCUCGAGGAGAGGAAGAUUUGGCAUGUCUUACCGCUGGAAAACGGGUUCCCUGGGCUCAAGCACGACAAACACAUUUUUCGUAUGGUGUCAACGCCAAGAGUCUCAAAGCAAUUGAAUCAUCCGCAUUCUGUGUUUGUCUGGAUGAAGGCACUCCUAAAAUUGAUCUUCAAGAUAAAGCCGCUCUUUCAAGCUAUGCGAAGGAUCUUCUUCAUGGAAAAACUAACGAUCGAUGGUUCGAUAAGACCUUUACACUUGUCGUUUUCAAGAACGGUAUCUACGGUGCCAAUGUUGAGCACUCGUGGGCUGAUGCGCCGAUCUUCGGACAUCUGUGCGAGGAAAUGUUUUAUCAUGAGUUCGCUCGACGACGAUACAAAGAAGACGGUACUUGCGACGCCGAUCGCGCUCAUCUCCCAUUCAAGCCCGAAAAACUCACCUGGGAAAUCGACGAAGAUUGCUACGAAAUCAUUCAGAAACAAAAGAUCCAAGCUCAAGGAAUUGCUGAUGACGUUGACAUGCACAUUCAUCCAUUCGGAAAAUACCACGGCGCACCUGGAACCUUUGGCAAGCGCCUGAUCAAAUCCUGUGGCGUUUCUCCAGACGCGUUUGUUCAACUUGCCCUCCAACUGGCUAAUUACCGUGAUCAAGGAAAAUUCUCUCUUACUUAUGAAGCUUCAAUGACUCGACUUUACCGCGAAGGACGAACUGAAACCGUCAGAAGUUGCACCAACGAGACGUCUGCUUUUGUAAAGGCCAUGGAAGAAGGAGCUGACAAGGAAACUCUCAGAGGACUUGCCCGAGCCGCCGCUAAGUACCACGUCAGCCUCUACCAGGCCGCGAUGACGGGUAAGGGAGUCGACCGACACUUAUUCACGCUCUACGUGGUAUCUCGGUAUCUCGGCCUGGAGUCGAAGUUUUUGGACACCGCGCUUACCCAGAAAUGGCGACUCUCUACGUCACAGACGCCUCACUCCCAGGCUAAUCUGAUUGACUUCAAGAAGCACCCGGAUAUGCUCUCAACUGGUGGCGGAUUUGGUCCAGUUUCUGAUGAUGGCUACGGUGUUUCCUACAUUAUUUGUGACGAGGAUCUUAUUAUGUUCCAUAUUUCUUCUAAGCACUCUUGUGCCCAUACCAACAGUGCUCGUUUCGGUGCUAACAUAGAAAAAGCCAUGCUAGAUGUUGCCGCAGUCUUUGCCGACAAAUAA